CGGAUUGGUGAUAUCAGGUGAUCAGAUGAGCCAGGAUGAAGAGCAGUGGGACUGUACUAGUCAGUCACUUGAUGCGAAACUCCUGGUAGGAUAUUUUAUCUUUGCUUGUUGGGGAUCCCCGCCAUUCCACAGUCAGGAUGGCUCGGGAUAUGUCCGAUAAGGAGAUCCUGAAAAUGGAGCUGGAGCAGCUCAAGAAAGAAGUAAACACAACAAGGACACCAGUGGGUGCAAAUGUUACAGAAACAAUCUCCUUUGUGGAAGCGCUUCUUCCCAACGACCCUCUCAUCAAGGGCGUUCCUGAUGACAAGAACCCCUACAAAGGUGAUAAGGGUGGCUGCAUAAUCACAUAGCAGACAGCCUCAAUUUUCUAUGAGCGCUGUCAGGAUUUCCGCAGACAUGAUGUACAGCAUGGUAGCCAGAUCAGAUGUGUCAAGUAUUUAUAAUGUAUACCUAUUUGUAAUUAAAUGCAACUAGCUGUUAAAAAAAAAAAAAAAAAA
This is a messenger RNA of Corythoichthys intestinalis (scribbled pipefish), 497 nucleotides long. RefSeq names its product guanine nucleotide binding protein (G protein), gamma transducing activity polypeptide 2b (gene gngt2b). The coding region runs from base 138 to 350 and encodes 70 amino acids. Lineage: Eukaryota; Metazoa; Chordata; Actinopteri; Syngnathiformes; Syngnathidae. The record is from RefSeq and is a predicted model, not a curated record. Gene Ontology annotation, cellular component: heterotrimeric G-protein complex. Gene Ontology annotation, molecular function: G-protein beta-subunit binding. Gene Ontology annotation, biological process: G protein-coupled receptor signaling pathway. The transcript has 3 exons.